UCCAAAUUGACACGCGCGACUCUGAGAGAUAUAGCAGCAUCCAAGGGAGCGCAUGCAUUCAUUUCGACACCGAGCCGCAGCUGCGCGGUUCCCACAUCUAAGGUGAACUAUCACGUGCCAUCCAGGCACGCUUUCCACGGAUACUGGCGGAUCUUUGCCGGAGAAGAGGCGGAGACGCAAUGUUUCUUAAAGUGGCCGUAGCGCUGCUGGUUCUCUCCGUACUGGAGCAAGUGGUGGGCUCGGAUAAUAUCGAUAUUUACGACACCCCGCCGGAGAAACCUGCCAUCCCCAAAGGACGCCUCUCCUUGCAAAAUACAGCUGAGAUCCAGCACUGUUUGGUGGGCGCAGGCGACGUCGGCUGCGGCGUGUUUGAAUGCUUUGAGAAUAACUCCUGCGAGAUACGAGGGCUGCAGGAGAUCUGCAUGACGUUCCUGCAUAAUGCUGGAAAAUUUGACUCUCAGGGUAAAUCCUUCAUCAAGGAUGCUCUGAAAUGUAUGGCCCACGGUCUUCGCCACAAGUUUAGCUGCAUUAGUAGAAAGUGUGUUUCCAUUAAGGAGAUGGUGUUCCAGCUGCAAAGGGAGUGUUAUGUCAAACACAAUCUGUGCUCCGCUGCUAAAGAGAAUGUGGCCGUCAUGGUGGAGAUGAUCCAUUUCCAAGAUCUGUUUCCCAAAGGUCCUUAUGUGGAGCUGGUGAAUAUUCUACUGGGUUGCGGAGAGGAAGUGAAGGAGGCGUUAACUCGUAGUGUCCGGCUUCAGUGUGAGCAGAACUGGGGAGCUUUGUGCGACAGCCUCAGCCUCUGCUCCUCCCUGACGCCCUCGCCCUCAGCUGCCGAGCAACGCCGCCCCUCGCCAUCCCACCCACAGCUUGAGCACCCUCGCCACGCACGCCACGGCGACAGGGACAAAGCCAGCAAGGCUGGGUUCCACACCCACCCUCGCGGUCGCAAUCAGGGACUGCGCCGCCAGGGUUCAGAUGUUGGUGUUGCAGUAGAGCAGGAAGACCCAGAGGCAAGUGACAUUAGGAGGUGAAAAUAUGUGGGAGAUUACAACACUGAUAACCCUUAUCACCAUCUAAUAGCACACUUGGACAUUGACACACACACACACACGCACACACACACACACACACACACACUGAGCAGAGGGAAACAAAUCCUUUUUCUAUGUUUAUUUUUUUCACCUUCUCCAGUCAUUCCAGCAGUCCCACGUGGUAAACUUGCAGGGCAAUUGUGGCAUAGCAUGUAUUGUUACUAGGGGUGUAAAUCGCAGGUUUUGUCACGAUACGAUAUCGAUACAAAGAGCUACGAUACGAUAUUUGCCGAUAUCUUAAAGCCUGCUGCGAUUCAUUCACGAUAUAUCACGAUAUAGUGCUCUACGAUCGAUAUAUGUAUAUUUUUUUUUACUAAAAAAUAUACCGUUUUUUUCCGUGUAUAGUGCGCAAAAUUUAACUAAUUUAUUGUCCUAAAAUCUGGGGUGCGCAUUAUACAUGGGUACAAAAAAAAAAAUUUAAUUUUUUUUUAAAUUUUUUUUUUUUUUUAAGUCCCAAUGAUCGUCACACACGCAGGGAGGCAAUGGGUCCCAUUUUUAUAGUCUUUGGUAUGGUCUUAACUAGGCUGGAUGUAAUUUUUUUUUGUUGGCGUUGAUUUCUCCGACUGCCCGUAAACGCACCACCGCGCACGGGAAAGACGCGGCUCUGUAUGGGAGAGACGUUGAAGAGGAAUAAAAACACCCUUGGAAACCAAAACUUGCCCCUCGUCGUGACUCAGAGCCGCAACAAAUGUUUCGGAUUUGUGUAGGGUACAUUGUGAGACAGCAAACGAGCAGGUGAUCGAGCAAGCCUUGUCUGAUACGAGAGCAUUGCGGUCGCAUGGAGCGUGUUUGAAGUGAACAGCAGAGAAGAAAGGAACAAGCCUAGUUAAGACCAUACCAAAGACUAUAAAAAUGGGACCCAUUGCCUCCCUGCGUGUGUGACGAUCAUUGGGACUUAAAAAAAAAAAAAAAAAAAAAUUAAAUUUUUUUUAAAAAAUUCAUAAAAAUUGGGUGCGAAUUAUACAUGGGUACAAGCUUUUUUCCAGCAUCAGCAUGCCAUUUUUAGGGGUGCGUACUAUACAUGGGGGCGCACUAUACACGGAAAAAAACGGUAGAACAAUAUCCUGAUUUAUAACAAUUCAUACGCAAAAUCAACAAGGUACUGCAAACUCUUUAUUUAGGAAAUUACAAGAGUAUUGUAGUAUACAAAGUGCUUAUUUUAACACUGAACUUUGAUGUCGUGUAUUUUCUUUAAAUGUGCGGCGAGAUUUGUGGUCCUUGAAUAUUUGAUCACCGCAUGGCAGGAUUUACAAACUGCGCGUGUUUUGUCCGUUGAGCCAUCUUUUCUUUGGAAUCCAAAGUGCUUCCAAACGAAUGACUUGAAGCCUAAAGGGGAGCCAAUUUCCUCAUCUUUUUGGACACUAGCCAUAGCACCAGCCCAGGAGCCGCGUACUAGUUGUUGACUCCCCUUUCACGUGCCUGCUCUGCUCACAACACAACAACGCCGCGCAUCGCUCCCGGAAAGAGGAAGCAAGUAACAAUGAACUGGAUUUCAAAAUAGAGUUGCGUCUAAUGUCUGAGGUCAAACACGGCGAUAUAAAUCGAUGUUUACGUUUAGCAUCGAUCCCAAUAAAUCGUAGAGCAUUAUAUCGAUUAAUCGAUGAAUCGUUACAACCCUAAUUGUUACGCCUGACUGUAGGCCACUUGGGUUUUUGUUUUUCUAACAAAUGAUGGUUGUCAUUAUUAUGAUUAUUUCUAUUUUUAGGACUGUUUUUGCUCUAAUCUAGCAUUUCUUUAAUCCUACUUAAUGUCAGAUUUGACUCUUUGUAUUAUUUAUUUUCUUCUUUAUGCAAUGUUGAAAUAUACAAAUGUAAAUAGGUGGGAAAAGUUAUCUAUAUUUAUAUGAACAUGUAUAAAUAUAGUAAAAUCUAGACGUUAGAGGUAAUAUACAGUGUUUUCCUUACAGUAUUGCACCUAUCUCACAUUGUUCUGUAGAUAUGUAACAUAUACAGUCUUGUUUGCAAGUGGAAAUGUGUCUUGUAAUUGUAUAGCUACUUGAUAGUGGAAUACCAAUUGUACAUGUUUGAAGUCCACUUCUGGCACAUAUUAAUCAUUGCGCAUCGACACCAACAGAAAAGUAAAAUUAGAAAACGACCAAACAAUUAAUUGAUUCCGCAUCAGGUAAAACUUCAAAUUGUUGAAAAAAUUAACUCCCUGCAGACAUGAGUAAUUAACUUGGAUUUUCUUUUUUAUUUCUAUGCAGAAAAAAGUCAGAUCAUUCAUUGAACAGAACAGACAGAUGUUACUUUUAAGCUGUUCUUGAGCACCGGCAAACGUUUCACCAUUCUCUUCAUCCUUCUUUUUCAUGUAGCCAUCCGCACGAGUUACAUCUCACAGGUGAACUAUUAGGCAACGAAAGGGCGUUCUAUUAAAAAAAGUGGGGUAAUUGAGUGUUCUGUCUUUAUGAUUUUGAGCGACAAAUGUCUUUGUUGUUGUACUUUCGUUAGCUUUUGUUGGACUGCUGAAAGUCUAAGACAGGGGUCCCCAAACUUUUUCCUGUGAGGGCCACAUAACCUUUCCCUUCUCUGAUGGGGGGCCGGUGUCUGUUUGUAACAGAAAAAGUGUGACGAUCGUAGGGGAGCUUAAAAAAUGUAUUGUUUUCCAGAAAGCCACACAUAACCAAAUAACGGUUAUAUAAUAACCCUUUCCAGGUUCUUUACAGAAAAAAAGUCAGGAAACAAAUAAUAACACUAUAAAUGAAAUAAAUAAUAACUAAAUAACCCUCUCUGAGUUCUUCACAGAAAAAACAGGAAAUAAAUAAUAACUAAAUAACUCUCUCUGGGUUCUUCAUAGAAAAAAAAACAUGGAACAUUAAUUUUCUGUUGUGCCAUGCACAAUCUUAACAGAUAAAAGUUCAGCUCAGGUGUCAGAGCAGAAUCUCUCUGACGUAUAUGAGCAGUCUCUUAAAGUUCUUGUGUUCCUUCCUUAUAAUCCUUUUGUAAAUUCCAGUAGGCUUGUAGACACCGCUGUCUUUUUUGUUAAAGUUUGCUAGUGCGUCAUAGUCUUGAGUAAAAUUUGUUGUGGCAAUUCUUAGGCGAGAUCCGAGGUGUUGGUCCGUUUACCUCGAUCUGUGACGGGUUGAUGUUGACGUUCAUGUGGCUGAACGUCACGUCGCGUACGUCGAGCCAAAUUGGCCACUCUCUUUUAAACGCUCGCCACUGUGUCCACCUUGCUUUUCCUUGGGCGACUCAUUUUAAUGGAAGGAUUCCAGGGAAAGGUUUGUGGGUGGCUUUAGCGCAAAACUGCGUCUGAAAGCUCAGCGCGCGAAUUACAAGAAUGCUGUCGUCACAGCCCACGCUCUAAAUUCGGGACUGAUACAAAUAGAGCGCGAGUGCGCCAUGUCCAUACACGCACUUGUGAGUGUGCACCGAGCUUUCUAACACGGCUUCCGGUAGUAAAUGCGCAGGCGAGCGCUUCCCCAUCUACUGGGGAAACGCAGUCAUUGCAGGCAAAAUGACCCAAAAAAAAGUUUAAUAAUACAAUUUGUUCAGGGUUGGCGGGCCGGAUUAAACGGUCCCGUGGGCCGUAUCCGGCCCGCGGGCCGUAGUUUGGUGACCCCUGGUCUAAGAGAACAAACCAUGUGACCCACCAUCAACCCUCUCAACAAUCUACUACUUAAUUCGACCAAGCAUCAUCUAUCACCAAGUCCUGUAUGUGUGCUCAUUGAUCUGGGCUGGAUUGAGCCAUGUCACCCAUUGCUGUGCCCCCCCCCCCCACACACACACACACACACACACACCUUGCAUACACCCUUGAAAGUAGUCCCCCUCUGCAGCAAUGUGGGGGCCUGUUAUUCAGUCUGUUUAAGAUGCAGGCAAUACAUCAAGGACCCAGGAAUAGGGUUACAUCCACACAUGGGAUAUGUUAUUAUAAAUGUUAUAUUUACAGAGGCCACCAGAGCAUUCCUCUGGGCCUCAUCCAAGAGCCAGCAACUCCAGGAGGCAAGCCUGUGUAGGAAGGAGCCGAUAAAAACCUUCUCUCAGACACAGGCUGCUGACCUUUUAAGGCCAGCCAUGCUUUUGCAGUAGAAAUCAAGUUCAGAAGCAUGUCAUAAAUCACUUCCAAUGGCAAUGUACAAUCAAUACAAUUUCACUUUUCAUUUUGUUAGCUGUAAUGUAAAACCCUGUAAUUUAGAAAUCAAUACAAACUCCAUUUUUAAAAGUUUUUCCCCCCCUCCAUUCUGUUAGAGGUUGGCGACCUAACGAGACCUAAGCUAUUUUUAUUGACUAUGUACUGUAUAUGUGUAACAUGACAUUCUCUGUAAUAUAGAGGCUUUUCUUUAUAUAUUUAUAUGUACAUGUAUGUAUGAAUGGUUGGAGAACAAUAAACUAACCUGUUCCUUUUA
Molecule: messenger RNA, 5433 nt
Organism: Syngnathus typhle (broad-nosed pipefish)
Lineage: Eukaryota; Metazoa; Chordata; Actinopteri; Syngnathiformes; Syngnathidae
Gene: stc2a
Product: stanniocalcin 2a
Exons: 4
Coding region: 180-1028 (282 amino acids)
Biological process (GO): intracellular calcium ion homeostasis
Cellular component (GO): extracellular region
Molecular function (GO): hormone activity
Source: RefSeq, a predicted model, not a curated record